GUGGGUUACUGACCAGUGACCAGCCACCAAAUAUUAGCUCAGAGAUCUACUCCGAUCGAUACCUCUACCAAUACUUUCCUCCUCCUGCUGUUAUUCUCUUGUUUCUGUUUCUAUUUUUUUUUGCUAUAUAAUGGCUGCUCAAUGGCUUUUCAUUUAAGAUAUUCAAGAAAAUUAACACUUUCUAGAUCCGUACUGCUCUCCAAUUUACUCGCCGGAAAUGGCGGACUCUUCCUCGGCGCCGCCGAGUUACACUCUCCCGAUUACGAACAAAUCACGGCGUUACGAGGGGGAGGAAUUCAAGGAAAGCAAGUUGAUGGUAGCUCUUUGCCCUUGUGUUUUCUGUUUGAUGCUUUUACUCGUAGUAGCCUCCAUCGUACUCAUUGUCAAAUUCCGUUUAUUUUGCCACACCCCUCUUCACUCUCUCCUCUUCAAGAAAGUUUGCCAUUAGCCCGACGGCAAGAUUUCAUACUUUGCUUAAAACCCAAAACUUCGCUAUAUUGCUUCAAUAAAUUUAGGCCCUUCUGUAAGGAUGUUGAUUCAGCGCGUUCUGAUUCUGAUGUUGAGACUGAUGGUGAGAAUGAAUCUUUUGUUGUUGAUGACGCCGAAUUCGAGACUGAUCAAAAGGAGGUGGAUAGGGUUUGUAAGGUGAUCGAUAAAACGUUUGCUGUAGAUAGGAAUAUGGAGGCUGUUUUGGAUGAGUGUGGGGUUAAAUUGAGUCAUGGUUUGGUGUUAGGUGUGUUGGAGAGGUUUAAGCAUGCUCGCAAACCUGCAUUUCGGUUUUUUUACUGGGCUGCUGAGAGGCCUGGUUUUGCUCAUGAUUCAAGGACUUACAAUGCAAUGAUGAAUAUUCUUGGAAAGACUAGGCAGUUCGAGACCAUGGUUUCAGUCCUUGAAGAAAUGGGUGCGAAGGAUUUGCUCACAAUGGAGACUUUUAGUAUUUGCAUUAAAGCUUUUGCUGCUGCCAAAGAGAGGAAAAAGGCUGUUGGGAUGUUUGAUUUGAUGAAGAAGUAUAAGUUUAAAGUUGGUAUAGAGACGAUUAAUUGUUUGUUGGAUGCCUUGGGGAGGGCAAAGCUUGUGAAGGAAGCUCAGGUGUUGUUUGAGAAGUUGGAGGAUAGAUUCGCUCCAAACUUAAGCACAUAUUCUGUUUUGCUCAAUGGUUGGUGUAGGGUGAAGAAUUUGAUGGAAGCAGGCAGGACGUGGAAUUCAAUGAUUGAUAACGGCUUUAAGCCUGAUAUCAUUGCUCAUAACACAAUGCUUGAGGGGUUGUUGAGGAGUAAAAAGAGAUCUGAUGCAAUCAAGUUGUUCGAGGUUAUGAAGUCUAAGGGUCCACUUCCCAACAUUAGGAGCUAUACAAUCUUGAUUAAGUAUCUCUGCAAACAAGGUAACUCGAAGGAAGCUGUUGACUACUUGGAUGAUAUGCUUACUUCUGGAUAUGAGCCAGAUGCUGCUGUAUACACUUGCUUGAUGACAGGCUUUGGGAAUCAAAAGAAGAUGGAUAUGGUGUAUCGGUUGCUAAAGGAGAUGAAGGAAAAAGGGUGCCCACCUGAUGGGCGGAUGUAUAAUGCUCUAAUCAAGAUGAUGACGAACCGCCACCUGCCAGAUGAUGCAAUUAAGAUAUAUAAGAAGAUGAUCCAGAGCGGCAUUGAACCAUCCAUUCACACUUAUAACAUGAUAAUGAGGUCUUACUUUUUUGCAAGAAAUUAUGAAAUGGGUUGUGCAGUUUGGGAGGAGAUGAGGAGGAAAGGUUGUUGUCCUGAUGAAAACUCUUACACUGUUCUCAUUAGGGGACUUAUCAGACAGGGAAGAUCCAAUGAAGCCUGCAAGUAUUUGGAAGAAAUGAUAGACAAAGGAAUGAAGGCACCUCAACUUGAUUACAACAAGUUCACAGCUGAUUUUUGCCGGGCUGGUAGAGCCAAUAUUUUGGAGGACUUAGCCCAAAAGAUGAAGUUUUCAGGAAACUCUGACGUUGCCAAUCUCCUGGCAAAGUGGAAGAUGAUGAAGACGAGGGUGAAGCAAAGAGAUUACCUUAGAGUUGCUGGAUUUUUUAUUUGCCAGAAUCACUGAUGAACUCUUGAAUUACAGUCUCACUGGUGCAGAGAACUUUAGAAUUGUUGUGUGCUUGUUGUAAAUGUUUGUAACAUCAUCAUUGCUCAAAUACCCACUGUAUUACAUAAUUUGUUUGGUGAAUUAUAUAUCAUUUGACAAAUAAUCUUUGGAUCUCAGGAGUAAUAACUGGCCAGUAGUAGGUCCAUCACUAGCAAUUUUUGGUGUUGUAUGUUUAUUUUCUGAGUUUCUGUCAUCAACGUGUAAU
This is a messenger RNA of Sesamum indicum (sesame), 2311 nucleotides long. RefSeq names its product Pentatricopeptide repeat (PPR) superfamily protein. The record is from RefSeq and is a predicted model, not a curated record. NCBI's taxonomy places the organism in Eukaryota, Viridiplantae, Streptophyta, Magnoliopsida, Lamiales, Pedaliaceae. Gene Ontology annotation, molecular function: protein binding.